This is a messenger RNA of Arabis nemorensis, 918 nucleotides long. NCBI's taxonomy places the organism in Eukaryota, Viridiplantae, Streptophyta, Magnoliopsida, Brassicales, Brassicaceae. The record is from the annotation of a GenBank genome assembly.
AUGGAUCCGACUCCGACCUCGACGUGGAGUUCCAUGGUGAAAAAAGUUCCUCCUUCAAAGCCUCCGGCCACCGUCGGAGCUCCGACGACGAUUCUCGGGAUGGUCGGAAACUGUAAAUCCACAAAGGGAAUAUCUAUGGCGGUUAUUGACGCAAACGCCGUCAUUGAAGGAGGCCAGUGCUUAACCAACUUCGCUGACAAAUUCGUAACCGUACCUGAAGUAAUCUCCGAGAUUCGUGACCCUGCUUCUCGCCGCCUUCUCGCUCUCAGUCCCUUCACGAUCGAUACCAUGGAACCUUCUCCUGAAUCUCUCAGUAAAGUUAUUGAAUUUGCAAGAGCUACUGGUGAUUUACAAACUCUCUCUGAUGUUGAUCUCAAACUGAUUGCUUUGACAUAUACUCUCGAGGCUCAGGUUCAUGGGUCCAAAAAUCUCAGAGAUGUUCCUCUACCGAUUCAGACUGUGAGGGUAAAGAGAUUACCUGAGAAGGAAUUGCCUCGUUGGAGCUCAAAUGUGGCUAACUUGGAGGAGUGGGAAGCAUUAGAAAACGAGACGGAUGAAAAAUCUAAUUCUAACUCCAAAAGCUUUCCGCUUAAAGACCGUAACAUGAAUAUCAUCCCUUCAGAUAAUAGUUCUGUGGUUGGUUCUGUUGUCUCUCUCAGUGAGCUUCAAGAAGAAGGUGAGAGGAGGCAUAGGCGAUAUCCGCGUAAGAAAACAGAGGUGAAGCUUGAAGGUAAGAUGGUAGUGGAAGGAAUAGAUGCAUCGCAGGGUGAAUAUGACGAUGAAGAUACUGGUGAUUGGAGACCUGCGGUUAGUAGAAGUACUCACAGUAGGUUUCUUAGAAGAAAGGCAAGGUGGGAACAAUCUGUUGCCUUGGCUGAACAAGAAAUAAGAAGCUGUCAAAGCUGGAAACUUGAUUGA